AACACGCUGAUUUUUCGCUGCCAAAGCCAUGAUUUCAGCCACGCUUCCAACGGCGGAAGCUGCGCGUGCCGCGCGCCUCCGAGUUCCACAUUCGUUUUCCAGGGAGCCGAAGCCGAGUCGUGGAGAGCACCCAGGAUGUGGCCGGAGCCAUGGUUUUGCUCCGCAGAUAGCGCGUUUCGCGCAUUUCGCCGUGGCUGGGGGUGUGGCCCAAAAAGCCCUUCGCCGCAGAUGUCGUCGAAGGAACAAAUCCUUGAAAUAUUUCGAAGGAUUUCCGCACACCUUGGACUAUGGCCUUUACUUCUUCGGCCCCGAUGGCGCCUGUCAGAAAUAUGUGGCGGGCCAAGCGAACCCCUAUUGCCUGGAGCAUCGCAAGACCCUGAUCUAUGUACAUGGCUGGGAGGCGGAUCGCAUCGAGCAUAGCUUCCGCGAAACCUUCCAUUGGAGCAGCAACGAACCCAGAUUUGGCCUGGAUUUGGAUUUAGCGCCUCCCUGGUUGGAUCGAAACUGGAAUGUGGGCAUCUUUUACUGGGACCAGUUCUCAGACGAACCAUGGCUGCCAGAUGCGGAAGCGAAGAUCUGGAACGCCCAGGGGCCGAGGAGCAUGCGCUACAGAGUGGCCUCUGGCGAUUUCCAGGCUUCCUCCGUGCGCGGCAGCGCCUCUGAACUUUUGGCUGCGCAGCUGCUGAGUCUGCCUGAAGGGAUGGAGCUACGAUUGGCCGGACAUUCCCUGGGGUCUCCUUUGGUCAUUGCUGCAGCAGAGGAAAUGCUCAAGCGGCGACCUGAAGCCUUUGGCAUUCGAAGAAUCGCCCUUCUGGAUCCCUACUGGUCGCGACAGAUGCCACUACUGAACCCACAAGACUAUUUGCCACUGAAGACCACUGCAGAAGAAAGCCUCGAGAGGGCGCAGAAACUGGCCGAUCGACAGGUGUUGUUUGAGAUCUACUAUUCCUGUCCGGUCUUAACGCAGCUGCCCUUGCUGGCAGAUGACUCGCCGGUGCAACACUUGCUGUCCUCCCAGCUGGCCGUGAUGGUCUGCUACGACGCCAGCUUCGCGGAGCUGGAUCUGGAGGCCCAACACCUUUUGGCUCCCUGUCUCUACUUGCACAGCAUGCGCUUCGCCGCAGGGCCAGUGCCCUCGGCACGCAGCAGUACUGCUCAGCUCCGAAGCUCUUUGGGGCGAUGCUUCUGAAAAAUGGCGAGGUGGUCAACAUCU
This is a messenger RNA of Cladocopium goreaui, 1213 nucleotides long. NCBI's taxonomy places the organism in Eukaryota, Dinophyceae, Suessiales, Symbiodiniaceae. The record is from the annotation of a GenBank genome assembly.